This is a messenger RNA of Platichthys flesus (European flounder), 6274 nucleotides long. RefSeq names its product A disintegrin and metalloproteinase with thrombospondin motifs 15-like. Gene Ontology annotation, cellular component: extracellular matrix. The coding region runs from base 159 to 2999 and encodes 946 amino acids. The record is from RefSeq and is a predicted model, not a curated record. Gene Ontology annotation, biological process: extracellular matrix organization; proteolysis. Gene Ontology annotation, molecular function: metalloendopeptidase activity. The transcript is spliced from 8 exons. NCBI's taxonomy places the organism in Eukaryota, Metazoa, Chordata, Actinopteri, Pleuronectiformes, Pleuronectidae.
GUCAGAGAGGACCCGGUGCAGGAUGGCGAGGAAGCUGAGGCGGCAGAGCGGCUGCUUAGUUUUCUGAGAACGCUGUGCUCGCUGCGCACAACUUCUUACUGCAACGCGAACGCACCGCAGCUGAAUAUACACUGUGGACUUUUUCCCGAGGAGCAGAGAUGGCUACACUCAUUCAUUGUUUGUUUGUUUUUAUACAUUUUCUCUUUUUAUUGAAACAAACAUUUUGCAUGGAGCUCGAUUUCUUCACACCCGAGAGCGUGGAUCUCCAAGACGAUGAAAAGCAUCUGCAGGUGAAGGUUUUUCGAUUAACUGCGUUCAAACAGGAAUUUUACCUCAGACUCACACCGGAUUCUAGUUUUCUGUCUCCGGGCACCGUGGCCCCUGAGAGUGACCCUUUGGCACCUAACGCUUCUGAGGCGGCAGACCUCAGGGCAUGUUUCUACUCCGGAGAUGUCAACACAGACCCGGACUCAUUUGCCGCUGUCAGCCUGUGUAAAGGUCUCCAUGGAGGCUUCUCCUAUAAGGGAAUGGAGUAUUUCAUCAGUCGAAACGGGGCUGAAGACGCAGCCGUCGCGUCUGGAUACAGAAACUAUUUGGACAGGACGCAUGUCAUCCGCCGCCGGGGACGCACUGAUGCGCACUCGGGCCGCAACUUCACCAGCAGGUGUGGAGUGACACCUGAUCCCAGCUUCACCGUCUCCCUGGAGAAGUACAAGCAUGUGGGCGAACUAGAUAAUGAUGACUUCACUGAAACUGUGUUGAAAACCUUAGGCAGGUCAAAAAGGUUCGCCUCCACCCCCAGGUUUGUGGAGGUGCUGGUGGUGGCAGAUGAAUCGAUGGCUACAUUUCACGGGGAUGACCUGAAGCAUUAUCUUCUGACCCUGAUGUCAGUGGCAGCCAGGCUCUACAAACACCCCAGCAUCUUCAACUCCAUCAAUAUAGUGGUGGUGGGCUUCAUGGUGAUAAGUGAGGCCAACAAGGGACCGAAGGUUUCCAGUAACGCAGCCCUGACUCUGCGCAACUUCUGCUCCUGGCAGAAGAAGUUGAAUAAACACAACGACAAGCACCCUGACUACUGGGACACUGCCAUACUGUUCACCAAACAGGAUCUCUGUGGAGCCACAACCUGCGACACACUGGGGAUGGCUGACGUCGGGACCAUGUGUGACCCGAAGAGGAGCUGCUCUGUCAUCGAGGAUGACGGCCUGCCCUCGGCUUUCACCGCUGCCCACGAACUAGGCCACGUCUUCAACAUGCCCCACGACAACGUGAAGGCAUGUGAGGAGGUGUUCGGGAAACUAAAGGACAACCACAUGAUGUCUCCCACUCUGAUUCAGAUUGACAGGAGCCGACCCUGGUCUGUUUGCAGCGCAGCCAUCAUUACCGAGUUCCUGGACAGAGGUCAUGGCGACUGUCUGCUGGACCAGCCUCAGAGGCAGCUGUCUCUCCCGGACAACCUGCCUGGCUCCAGCUACAGCCUGCACCGCCAGUGUGAGCUCGCCUUCGGUCCCGCCUCCAAACCCUGCCCAUACAUGCAGCCCUGCUCCAAACUGUGGUGCACUGGGAAGGCCAGAGGACAGCUGGUCUGUCAAACCCGACACUUUCCCUGGGCGGAUGGGACCAGCUGUGGCACCGGCAAGGUCUGCUUCAGAGGAGUCUGCACGGAUAAGAACUCCACCAUGCAAACCAAGGUGGAUGGCCGGUGGGGCAAAUGGGGGGGAUUUGGCGAUUGUUCCCGCAGUUGUGGUGGAGGAGUUCAGCUCGCCAAGAGGGAGUGCAACAACCCCGUCCCUGAGAAUGGAGGCAAAUACUGCUACGGCCUUCGCAUCAAAUAUCGCUCCUGUAAUCUCAACUCUUGCUCUGAAACAGGUAAGAGUUUCAGGGAGGAGCAAUGUGAGGCGUUCAACGGCUUAAACCUGAACACCAACAGACUGGGAUCCUCUGUGGUGUGGGUUCCCAAAUAUUCCGGCAUCUCUCCCAAGGACAAAUGCAAGCUCAUCUGCCGUGCUAACGGGACUGGGUACUUCUAUGUCCUUGCUCCUAAGGUGGUGGAUGGGACGCCCUGCUCUCCGGACACCUCGGCCGUAUGUGUUCAGGGAAAAUGCAUCAAGGCCGGCUGCGAUGGCAAGCUGGACUCUAACAAGAAGUCUGACAAGUGUGGCGUGUGUGGCGGGGACAACAAGGCCUGUAAGAAAGUCUCGGGACUGUUCACCAAACCUGUUAAUGGCUACAACUUUGUGGUGGUGCUGCCAGUGGGAGCCUCCAACAUUGACAUCCGUCAGCGCGGCUAUCGAGGAAUGGUCAGCGAUGAAAACUACCUAGCAGUAAAGAAUCAGCAUGGCACGUACCUCCUGAACGGCAACUACGUGGUGUCAGCGGUAGAGCGCGACCUGCUGGUGAAGGGCAGCCUGCUGCGCUACAGCGGCACCUCCACAUCUAUAGAGCUUCUGCGGGCCACCAGGCCCUUGCAGGAGCCCCUGACAGUUGAGGUUCUCUCUGUGGGGAAGAUGACUCCACCCAGGGUGCGCUACUCUUUCCACGUCUCCAAGGAGAGCAAGGAGGAAAAAACCCUGAAGAAGGAGGAGAGAAGCCACAAAACACAUAACAGCGUCCUGAUGGACAGCAACAAAGUAGAAGUUAAGAAGCAAGCAAUGAGUAAGAGGCCAGUUAGUCACUGGGUGACAGGAAAUUGGGAUAUAUGCACAGUGACCUGUGGCAGCGGUUUUCAGAAGAGGCUGGUGCAGUGUCAGAGUGUGGAGGGGCGUCCUGCAGUGGACUGUGACAGCACUGACAGGCCUGUAGCUGUGAGACCAUGUGGGGAUCCGUGCCCCAUGUGGGAUGUAGGUACCUGGUCCCACUGCUCCAAGUCCUGUGGAAGGGGCUUUAAAAGGCGGCCGGUGCACUGCAUAAACGAGAAUGGUAUGAAUCUACCCAGGGACCACUGCUCUGGACGGAGGAAGCCUCAGGAACUGGAUCUCUGCAACCUAAAGCCAUGUUAGAGCAGACCAGGCACAGUCCAUGGAUUGAAUUUUGGAAGUCAACCUGAUGAACCUUGUCCCAAAUCAGCAUGACAAUGAUUGGAUGGCUGAGUUGGGUGCAAAUCCUCCCAACUUCAGUCUAACUGUGUCAUGCAGGGGUGUCUGCUCUACAGUAGAAGACAGGGAGUGCCCUGUCCUCCUGCUCCUGUUUGAAGACAUAGAUCUGUUUACAUAAAAAUAGAGGGAAAGCUGUCUUCUUGUAAAGUGAACUGUCAAACCAACUGUGGCAGGUUUGACUUUUGGUUUGUCUACCUCGACCUUAAACGAUGACACAAUGCCUGUGUAAACUGUAUACAGAUAGUAGCAGAGGAUGCAGAGACAGUGAUCAUUCAAUGCAUAGGAUGAGACAAGAAUGGAUGAAGGCUUGUGACACCCACACUGUGCUGUUAUCAGAAGCAGGUAUCAGUAAAUGGACAUUUCUUUCUCAUUUCACUCAUCACUGAAGUGACCGCUAUGUGAAACACGGUACUGUAUCUGCCACAGUUCAGGCAUAAUUGAUCUGUGCUGUUCUUGCAUCAUUUUUUUAGUUCUUUGAAUCGAUGUCUUGAUUUGGUGCCAUUCACUUCCUCCAUCAGAACUUAUAUCAUUUGGAAAUGAAACACGGUCAACAUGAUAUCCUACGCACUUGAAACAGUCUCUUUCAAUUGGAUCGUUAUCAAAGAAUCCCUGAAUACUAAAGACCAAAUAUCUAAAAACGUAUUUUUUUUCCAUAGGUAAAUUUGUGUAUACAGUGAAUUUAGGCUGUUUAUAUGGUGCAAACGUAAUGUGUUUCUGUCAGUUGUGUGUAAAACAGACAAAUGUUAAGUUGUGUGUUCUGUUGCCAAAGAGCUAUAACCCUCCACAAAGCCUUAGCACUGUGAGAGACGCUUCUCUGUAUGAGCCGCACAGUAGCAGGGCUUCCUCAAAGAAACCUCGCGUACAGUCAGUUGAAAAUUACCUUCCGACUGUCACAACACUCAUUCCCCCUGGAGACUGAAGGCAGCUGUAAACAUUUUUAAACACUUAACUGAACUUAUCAAUUAAUCAGUCAACAGAGAAGGAACAUGAAAGCAGGAACAAGCAAAACACUUUUCUGGUUCAACCUUCUUUCAUUUUAAAGCUUUGUAUUGGAGUCUUUGAUGAACAAAACAAGCAACCUGAAGCUGUCGUGUUGGGGUCUAAACAAAAAGUGACAUUUAUAUUUUUCACUACAUUUUCAAAACAGCAACUGACUAUGAUCAUACUAAUAAUUAUUAUUAUAAUAGCAGCAGAAUACAAAAGGGAAGAGGACAGGACAUAAGAAGCAUUAAAACUGAAUGAGGAAAAAGCAAAAAUAUGUAAAAUCUCUCACAAUAAAUGGAAAUGGAAAUGCAUUAGCUGCUUUAAAAACACAUUACUGGAAAAAUAGCUUUUGAUCAUAUUUCAAAGCAAAGAGUUUUAGCUGUCCUGAUGCUGAGCAGAGGGUUGUUCCAAGAGAUGAAAGAGCUGAAAAAGUUCCACUCUGGGUAAAUUCGACAUUUUACAAAACCUUAAAAACAAAAGACCUUUAAGGAUGAGCCAAAAUAUUAUGACCACUCACAGAUGAAACUCAAAUCUUUGUUAAUCCCAUAACAAUGGUGCAUGUCAGAGUCUGGAAUACAGGAUAUAUGAUGAUAAAUUAAAAGUUAUAUCUUAUAGUCAUUAUGUUGCAUGCAGGAGAAGUGGGCAAGUGUAAAGACCAGAGGGACUUAGACAAAGGCCAAAUUGUUGUGGCCAGAUGACUGGGUCAGAGUAUUCUUCUAGGGUCCAGAGAUCUGUGUCUGAACCCAACAAGACCUGAAAAUGUAACUGAAACCGAACCGAAUCAACAAUUAGUUGAAAGCUGAGACUCUGGCCCAUGAAAAGCAGAAAAAUGUCCGUCCAAAUCCAGCCAGCAGACACAUACCUGAUUGCCACUGGUUGUCAGUUUGUGACUUACUAAACACUAUGACUAAAACAUCAAGAGGAAAGUGGAUGGUGACAUGCCAACUUUCUGCAGUGAGAUGCUAGGUGAAGCCCACAGUAUAUUCAAGGGGCAAAAUGUUUAUUCACCCCAUGAAACACACACCCAGUAAAACUACUGGCAAAAUCUACAAAAAAGUACCACACAGCUAUUGCUGCACUUUCCAUCCUUGCAUUACAGUCUGUUGUUUAAUGUGAUUCUUCUCAUUUAAUUUCAAGUCAUCAUCUUUCCAAUUGUUGGAACUGAGUCAGAGCUGGAACCAUAAUGGCAUCUCUGCCAAGGCCCAACAUAGGAAAAUUAAGUGACACUUCAAUUUGCUGGAGACAGAUUUUUAUUUGGAUCUGCACUUAAUUACAUACUCUGCUAAACAUGCCUGUUUUCUUUGGGCCAAAUUAAUGAAUUAUUUCUCCGCGAAUUCUGUCAAAAUGAGAAAAAGCAAAUAUCCAAUCUCACAAUGUUAAGGAAAUCCCUGGAUCUGCCCCUUUGUCCAGAUCCACACCAACAUUUCAUGGAAAUCCAUUCAGUAAUUUUUACAUAAUCCAACAAACAACGGAGAGGGCUGAAGACAUAACCUCCUUGGUGGAGGUAAAUAUUUGAAGCAUACUUUCCGAACAGAGAACAGAUGAACAGUCUAAAAUAUAUUUGGUAAAAGCUCAUCAGACUUCACAGAAUGAUGGGAGAUAAUGACUAUUACUCAAAGGUGAAACUUGCCUCAAGUCUCUCCAGUCCCUUAACAGAAAACUCAUUUUAUUGUUAAUUUUGUAUCUGUUCUGGUUCAGAGGGACAACUAAACAAACAAAAAGAUGGUUUUGUACAGUUACUUCUUUUAUUCACACCAUGUACAGAUAAUGUUAUCAGUUGUCUUCUGUAUUGUAUACUAUGUAUACAUCCAUCUAGCGGCAUAAAAUAAAAUAUAUGGGAUUAUAACCAUAAACGGAAUCAUGAUUCAUUAUUACACAAAGGCAUUACUACAUUACAGAUAAAUGCUGUGUCUUGAAUGUCUCCCUGUGCGCCUGCAGUAUCUGUUGCAUCAGAUAUGUGCUGAAACUGCUUCCUUCCAUUACAUGUAAUGGGACAGUCUCGAUAUCGCAGCUCUCCUCCAACUGAAGCAUGAGCAAUGAAAAUGCAUUCAUUCAUCCACUUUGGUAUUCUGUUGAAUCAAGCUCUGUUGAACCAGCUGCACUGUAAUAACACACCCAGCUUGGCCAGUGCCUGCCCAGUAAGCCUGACGCAUUGUUGGAUAGAUGUCUUUCGGACUCAGACACCCUCACCCCAA